GAACUGCUUUCUUGAGAAAUUGCACACACACACUUAAACUGGCGCAUGAAAACGGCGUCGUUCCGUGCGUACCGCUCCUGAGAUUGGGCGCUCGCGUUGUGUACACCGUGUGCGAUGUAGUGCGGGUGCUCACUUUUGUGCUGGUUCUUCCAAACAAAUCUUCCGGUUUUAUAGAACAGGAUACCAUAAAGAUGAUUCUCUUUCGAAAAUUCCGUGUCUUAAUUCUGAUGGUGUUUCUUAUUGCGUGCUCAAUGCACAUUAUGAUAGACUUGUUACCAAAGCUGGAACGGCGAAGCAACAGCGCUUGUUCUUGCUCUCACACACCCAGCGAGGAACCGCAGAACUGGGGUAAACAUCGACCCAGGGCGGCAUUAGAGACGGGUUGGCCUAAUAAGCACACUCUCAGAAUACUUCAAGACUUUAGCAACGAGCCCAGCUCGAAUCUGUCCUCUCACUCCCUGGAAAAGAUCUCCACUGCGGGGGGAAAAGCAGAGACGCUGAAAAGACUGGAGCGCUACGCAACGAAAGGAAAUGACAAGAACCAAGUCAUGCAGGAAGCCAGCCUCAGCAGGAACGGAGCUGACAAGGGCUCCAGGCUUCUGGCUCUGUUUGAACAUCCUUUGUAUAAGAGACCUUUGCCUACCCUGACUGACGAAGACACGUUAUUCAACGUCAACACUGACAUAAGAUUUGACCCUAAAGCUGCUGACAACCAAGAAUGGCACGGAGAGGAGAAGGAUGGAGAGAACGCUCCUACAGGAGGGCUCUCCUCUGACUCCUACCCCAACUGGCUGCGCUUCCACAUCGGGAUCAACCGCUACGAGCUGUACUCCAGACACAGCCCUGUCAUCGAUGCCAUGCUUAAGGACCUGCUUACCCAGAGAAUCACCAGUGUCGCCAUGAAAUCCGGAGGCACCCAGCUGAAACUCAUCUUGACCUUCCAGAACUACGGCCAGGCCCUCUUCAAACCCAUGAAGCAGACGCGCGAGCAAGAGACACCGCCAGACUUCUUCUACUUCUCAGAUUUCGAGAGGCACAAUGCCGAGAUCGCUGCCUAUCAUCUCGACAGAAUCCUGGACUUCCGCCGAGUCCCCCCGGUGGCUGGUAGGCUGGUGAACAUGACCAAAGAGAUCAGAGACGUGACCCGAGACAAGAAGCUGUGGAAAACCUUCUUCAUCUCUCCAGCAAACAAUAUCUGUUUCUAUGGCGAGUGCUCGUACUACUGCUCCACCGAGCACGCUCUAUGCGGCAAGCCCGACCAGAUCGAGGGCUCGCUGGCGGCGUUCCUGCCCGACCUGGCCCUAGUCAAGCGCAAGACCUGGAGGAACCCCUGGAGGCGCUCCUACCACAAACGCAAGAAAGCAGAGUGGGAGGUGGAUCCAGAUUACUGUGAGGAGGUGAAGCAAACUCCCCCCUAUGACAGCGGCACUCGUCUUCUGGACAUCAUGGAUAUGACCAUCUUCGACUUCCUCAUGGGGAACAUGGAUCGGCAUCAUUAUGAGACAUUUGAAAAGUUUGGAAAUGAUACCUUCAUUAUUCACCUCGACAACGGACGAGGAUUUGGCAAACAUUCCCAUGAUGAAGUCUCGAUUCUAGCACCUCUAAGUCAGUGCUGCAGGGUGAAGAGGUCCACUCACCUGCGACUGCAGCUGCUGGCCAGGGAGGAGUACCAGCUGAGCGCUCUGAUGGAGGAGUCUCUGCAGGGGGACGCGUUGGCCCCCAUCCUCGUUGGGCCCCACCUGGAGGCCAUGGACCGGCGCCUGCGCCUGGUGCUGCAGGUCCUGGCGGACUGCAUGGAGAAGGAAGGCUACGACAGCGUGGUGGAGGACGACCUGGCCCCCGAAGGCACGGCCACAACGGCGCCUCCAGCCCCGCAGAGGUAGUAGGCCCGGGGCAGGGGUGGAUCGGGCCACUCUGCCUGCGCUUCCUUCAAGCCCCGACGCACCGCACUGGACCACGAACAUCCCGUGAACGGAGCUCUCGGUGACAGCUUUUCUGAAUUCAGUGAAUUCCUAAAGACUUCUUCCUCGGCCCGGCGGAGGGAGUGCGAUGAGUGAAACGCAGACAUGUGGACAAGAUGCACAGCACCGUCCCAACAUGUGGACGUGUGUCUUAAUAUAACAGAGACACUUUGCCCUUGAUGUAAUGGGCAGAAAAAACAAACAAACUGCAUUUAACAUAUGUUUCUUUUGUUAAUGACAAUGAGCUCUGAAUGGAGUGCAGGUUAGCUCCAACACGUGGACGUUGCUAGCUGCCCUGGCAUUAUUUAUUGAGUUUCGUAUUUAUUUUCAAGUAAAGUGUUUGGCCCACUACGCAUCACAGCACAGAGACGGAUUCAGUAGUAAGUCCUUAAUCCCACUGCAGUGUUUGUGAUAGCAUUUAGAAAAGUGACAGUUUUGUGUAUUUUAAAACAUUCCUGAUAUUUUGGAUUCAAGGGAGUCCCACUUCAGUAGUAAAGAUUAGUCACAUGAACACAAUCCCUUUACUCACCUGAAAGAAUUUUUUAGAAAUGUAACCAUUUAUUAUUAGAGGGGUUGCCUAAAAGUGUGAAUAUUUUGUAUGUUUAUAGGUCAACCUGAGUUAACAUACAGCAUAUACAGUAAAGUGAGUCCCCUGCAAGCAUUAAUGGGACCUUUUUGCCUUCAGAGCUGGGUUUGAACAAACAAAAAAUGGUGGGAUUUGUGGUGAGAAGGUUGCACCCACACGUCCCACAUUCAUCCGAGCCUCUCUGGGUUUGGGGACUAGCUUGACUUUGGCUGACUGAGCACAUCAGUGGGUUUGGAUAGUAUAUGCAGCACUUUCCUAUCCAACAGUGACCAUCAUGGACAUAAAAUGCCUUUCACAAAUCCCCAAGUUUAAGGAACUGGACUCACUGACUGUAGUCUAGAAUGCGUGUCGGUCGGCAGCGUAUGGAGGAAACCGAAGGUGCCACAGCAGCUCGGAGGUGAACGCUGACCGGAAGGUCAGUGCGCUCAUGGAGCGGGAGGGAGGGUGGCUGGGACCAUCUCUGCCCCGCAUGAAUGCACUAGCCAAACCGCACAUUUGUUCAUAUAGAACAAGAGGCUUUUUUGUUGUUGUUGUUGUUAAAAAAACACUUGAUGGUACUAACAGCUUAUUUGCAAAGAUUGUUUGCAAUCCACUUACAUUUUCCAUAUCCACUUUUAUUUCAUGUACCUUUUUUUUUUUUAAUUCAUUUGACAUUAUGUUAUACUGUUGCAUUUCCAUUGCUGUUUCACAUUUUAUUUUAUUUUAUUUUAUUUUGAUUUUCAAAGGGAGGAAUGAAUGGGCACUAAUGUACAAAGCUACCAAUACUUUAAGCUGCACUAGAGCACAUUUCGGUCACUGCUGAAACAGACCUGUAUAUAUUACGUGAAUCCAUUGCUUGUGCAAUUAUAGAAAUACUUGAACAUUUGGGUUGUAAAUGAAAGGGUUUUGGGGCCAAAGAGACGGCAUUUAAUUACCAAAUUAAGAUGCAUUCUCUAAAUAUUGUUUUACAGUUUUCAUAUUGAGUUCCGUCAGAAUUUUCACUCACAUACACUUUAGAGAUGUUCAGCACACAUUCUUUGGUUCUUGUACCAUUUCAAUGGAUGGAUUUCUUUUCCGUGUCCAAGUGCAAUAAAUUGAACACUGCAGCACAA
Messenger RNA from Electrophorus electricus (electric eel), 3638 nucleotides. It is a transcript of the gene fam20cb, whose product is annotated as FAM20C golgi associated secretory pathway kinase b. NCBI's taxonomy places the organism in Eukaryota, Metazoa, Chordata, Actinopteri, Gymnotiformes, Gymnotidae. Gene Ontology annotation, molecular function: protein serine/threonine kinase activity. Gene Ontology annotation, cellular component: Golgi apparatus. The record is from RefSeq and is a predicted model, not a curated record. Gene Ontology annotation, biological process: protein phosphorylation; enamel mineralization.